Messenger RNA from Gilbertella persicaria, 1035 nucleotides. RefSeq lists its product as uncharacterized. Lineage: Eukaryota; Fungi; Mucoromycota; Mucoromycetes; Mucorales; Choanephoraceae. The record is from RefSeq and is a predicted model, not a curated record. Bases 82 to 915 code for a protein of 277 amino acids. The transcript is spliced from 6 exons.
AUGUUUAUCGUUACUCAAGCGAUGUAGGAAUAUAAUGCAUUUAAACAAAAUUUAAAUGAAUUAAAACAAUUACGCUGGCAAAUGGAACAAACCAAUGAGACAGUGGCACACUUGAGAAACGAAAUCAAGACAUUAAAGACAAGCAAUCUUGGACUCGUACAACAAAUUGACAGUUAUGAAAAACUUGCUUUAAACAACAAACAAACGGAAGAAGCACUGAAAAUACAGAUCCUGGAUCUUCAGCAGGAAUUAAAUCAACUCAAGAAAUCUGAAAAGAACACCAAAAUCAAAUACAAUCGACUCAAUACAAGUUUUGAGACCCUUCAAUUGACUCACGAGGCACUUGUGAAAGAACACGAUGCUAUGCUCUCUAAAAAAGAAACUCAACUCGUUCCAGCUAAAUCUUUUUCUGAUCAAAACAAGAAUACAUGUCUGGACAUGAUUCUGCCUGAGCCCAUUCCCAACACAAAACGACCGACCAAAGUACCCGCGGAAGACAAAAUUAAUGCUACAGACACACGCGUCCUUAACCGUCGAUUGAGACGUGUGUUUGAUAUGUCGGAACUGAGUGACCUAAGUAAUUCGAUUUUAAGCACUAUUUUAGUUGAAUUAUCCAAUUAUAGGACUCAAUUUGACUGGGUCCAUGACACACCAUACUUUUAUCCAUUAGUGGCUAGUAUCCAACAACUCCUCACAGAGAUCAGCACCAUGCGAAUGACACUCAAUGAUCUGCAGGCUGAUUACGUCAGGCGUAUUGAACGCCUUACCACAAGUCAUACUGUCUAUACGUCCAUGGUGGCCAAUUACAACAUCAAGCAUCGUAUCCCUAAAGAAUUCCCUCAACGUAUCAGGAAACGAUCAGUUGAAAAUAAGGCGUCUUUUAUGCAAGGAUUGAUGUCGUUUUUUAAUGUCUAAUUGGAAAUAAAAUCCCAUACAAAAUUCGUUUUUUCGUAAUCCACAUUGGUUCUUUUCAUCGUUCUUAGUUCCUGUUGAUUCGCUGAAGCUACAGAUAUCGCAUGAGACAAGUACACUGGU